Molecule: messenger RNA, 2326 nt
Organism: Sinocyclocheilus anshuiensis
Lineage: Eukaryota; Metazoa; Chordata; Actinopteri; Cypriniformes; Cyprinidae
Gene: vamp7
Product: synaptobrevin-like 1
Exons: 8
Coding region: 247-909 (220 amino acids)
Biological process (GO): vesicle fusion; exocytosis; endosome to lysosome transport
Cellular component (GO): membrane; SNARE complex
Molecular function (GO): SNAP receptor activity; SNARE binding
Source: RefSeq, a predicted model, not a curated record
CGCGCGUGUGACGCAAAGCGGAAGUCUCGUGGUCGCACGUAUGUGACGCAACGCGGAACACUGACGUUUGUUGAUUUUUGGAUUCACACGGACUGGUGAUAUUUUUAACUGUAGUAUUUAUUUAUGAUUUCAGCCAUGUUUGUCAGGCAAUGAAAGUGCCGUUUAUGCCACUCCGCCUUAAAGACAUCGAAGAAAGCGGCGCUUCAUCGUCAGCGUUUCAGUGUGGGAUCAGCUGUGUUUGUGGCGAUGGCUGUCCUGUUUGCGGUGGUGGCUCGAGGAUCCACUGUCCUGGCUAAACACGCCUGCUUCUCUGGAAACUUCCUGGAGGUGACGGAACAGAUCCUGGCCAAAAUCCCCUCGGAAAACAACAGGCUGACGUAUUCCCAUGGCAGCUAUCUCUUCCACUACAUCUGCCACGAGAGGAUCGUGUAUCUGUGCAUCACCGAUGACGAGUUUGAGCGCUCGCGUGCAUUCGGGUUCCUGAACGAGGUGAAGAAGCGCUUCCAGACCACCUACGGCUCGCGAGCUCAGACCGCGCUGCCCUACGCCAUGAACAGCGAGUUCUCCAGCACGCUGGCUGCGCAGAUGAAACAUCACUCGGAUCCCAAAGGCUCAGACAGACUGACUGAAACACAGAUGCAUGUAGACGACUUGAAAGGCAUUAUGGUCCGGAACAUCGAUCUCGUCGCUCAGAGAGGAGAGAGACUCGAGCUGCUCAUCGAUAAAACGGAGAACCUGAUGGAUUCUUCCGUCACCUUUAAAACUACGAGCCGUAAUCUGGCCCACGCCAUGUGUAUGAAGAACCUGAAGUUAACCGUCAUUGUCGUAGUAGUGGUGCUGGUGGUGCUGUAUUUCAUCGUGACGGCCGCGUGUGGAGGACUGAGCUGGCCGAACUGUCGGAAGCAGUAGAUUCUCCCUCAGUAUGUGAGAGCACUUGUUCUGCUCCUCUGACUAGAGCCUCACAAACACAGCACAGCACUGAACUCCUGCUGUGUUUCCUGUGCUGUUCCAAACAAUACUUCAGCAUCAUCGCCUUCCCAUGUUGAUCGCUAUCGGAUAUUUUUGAGUCUUUGGGUUCUUUUCACGAUGUUGUAAUGCAGUUCAACUACAUGAAGAAUUUAAAGGAGUAGUUCACCAAGAAAUUAAAAUUGUCAUCGUUUUUUUUUCUGUAAAACACGAGAUGUUAAUGCAUACUGCUCCGUUCCAUUCCAUGAAAAUAAAAGGGGAUUUAUUCUGUUUAGUUUUAGAAAGUGCCAUAAAAUUAUCAUAAAAGUUGUCCGUAUGACUUGUGUACUGUAUUCAGUGUUUACUGUACAGUGUAUACUAGCUUUAUGUGAGGAACGAAACUGAAGUCAUUAUUGACCUCUUCAUUAUUGUAGAGCUUAAUUCUCAUUUGCUGUUGCAUUUUGCAGAUGCUGCACAUGCCAGUCUGUCACAUUACAUGCGGGACACAUCCAAAUUUACAUUUUUUUAACACAUAUUCAUUAUUAUUAAAGUACAAAUAGUUAGUUGAGAUAUUGAAGUACUUGAAUAGUGAAUUUCAGUUGGGUUUGUUUCUUCCACAAAGCUAUUGUAAGACUUGGCAUAUCGUGUGUGUGUUAUGGACUACUUUUAUGAUACAUCAGUUUUAUGAUCUGUGUCCUAUUUUAUUGCAUGGAAAAGCAGUGUAAAUCAUCCACUAACCACCUCGGUUUUGUGUGUUUCAUGGAGGAAAGUAAAGCAGGACUGGAACGACACGAGGCUGAGAAUAUGAGUGCAUGACUUUUCUAGUUUUUGGUGAACUACUCAAGCCAGCGGUUACUAAUCCUCUUCAUAAUUUACAGCAGAAGAGCUUAAAGAGCAAUAAUGAAAUAGAAACUGAUGAGUUUUGAGAGCGAUGACCUGGCACUUGUAUUUGCUCUGUUUUAAUUAGGUUUGCUUGCAACAGUCAUGAUAUGAAUGUAAUCAUUUACAUUUAUAGUUAACUUACUAAAUGUAUUUUCUACAGAAUUAACUAAUGUCAGUCACCAAGAUUGUUUGUGAUUAUUGAGUAGCAUAUGAAGUAGUUUGUCUACUUUAAAGUAGUCGUGAGAUAUUGUUCGCACAGCGCAGAGCUAAUUGAAUGAAAAAACUGCAUGUUUUUGGGUGAAUCUCGCAAAACCUGUCCAUGUUUCAGCCCAAAUUAAAGAGCAAAUUAUAUUGUGCGUAAAGAAAAUGAAGCUGGAUCAUGAUGAGGCCUUGUUAUUUUGCAUUGACGUAUCGAGCACAUUUUCCUAAAAUUAUCACAUGAAAAAGAAAGAAUGAAUCAUGUAUAAGCUUCUAAUUCUCACAUGAAAUACAACAGAUA